Notothenia coriiceps (black rockcod) is the source of this 3639-nucleotide messenger RNA. It is a transcript of the gene appl2, whose product is annotated as adaptor protein, phosphotyrosine interaction, PH domain and leucine zipper containing 2. The record is from RefSeq and is a predicted model, not a curated record. NCBI's taxonomy places the organism in Eukaryota, Metazoa, Chordata, Actinopteri, Perciformes, Nototheniidae. The coding region runs from base 1 to 1401 and encodes 466 amino acids. Gene Ontology annotation, cellular component: endosome membrane. Gene Ontology annotation, biological process: signaling. The transcript is spliced from 14 exons.
AUGGGAGCUCAUUAUUAUCUCAUCACGCAGAUCCGCUUCUUCAAGAAAGGCAUUGAGCUGGUGUCAAAGAAGAUGGACAACUUCCUCUCCUCUGUGUCCAACAUGACUCAAAAUAUCCAGGCCCAGCUGGACUCGGAGGCGGAGGGCAUGCGUGCGGCGCAGAGGGAGCUUCUGUCUGUGGAGGACACGGUCUAUAUGCCAGACAUGGACACUGAGCCUGUCAAUCGCACACUCAUCCAGAAGGCUGGCUAUCUCAACAUUAGAAAUAAAACCGGCCUAGUGACCACAGCCUGGGACCGACUGUACUUCUUCACCCAGGGAGGGAACCUGAUGUGCCAGCCGCGGGGGGCGGUGGCGGGGGGCAUGGUGCUGGACCUGGACAACAGCUCCGUCAUGGCUGUGGAGUGUGAGGACAGACGCUACUGCUUUCAGAUAACCUCCCCCUCAGGAAAAACGUCAAUGAUCCUACAAGCUGAGAGCAAACGGGAAUAUGAAGAAUGGAUUUGCACCGUGAACAACAUUUCCAGACAGAUCUACCUGACUGACAACCCAGAGGCUGUGGCCAUUCGACUGAACAAGAGUGCCAUCCAGGCGGUCACCCCCAUCACCAGCUUUGAGAAGAGACCGGAGGGCGAGGCCAACCCUGACAGAGCGAAGCCAGGCGGGGUCCAUACCACCGGUGUUUCCCAGAAGACGGGGGUUGCUCCGGAAGCAGAAGACCUGAUCGCCCCCGGGACCCCCAUCCAGUUUGACAUCAUGCUGCCAGCCUCCGAGUUCCUGGACCAGAACAGAGGAGGGGGGAGACGCACAAAUCCAUUUGGAGAAACGGACGAUGACUGUUCUCCAGAAAGCGACGACUCCCUCCUGCAGCAGGUGUUCGCCGUGCGCUUCCAGGGUUCGAUGGCGGUGCGCUGCGGGAACAAUCAGGAGGUGAUCUACGAGGCCAUGAGGCAGGUUCUGGCCGCCCGAGCCAUUCACAACAUCUUCAGGACCACAGAGUCACACCUCAUGGUCACCAGCAGCAGCCUCAGGUUGAUUGACCCUCAGACUCAGGUUACAAGAAUCAGUUUCCAGCUGGGGGAAGUGACUCAGUUUGCGGCGCACGAGGAGAACGGCCGGCUGAUGGGCUUCGUGGUGGAGGGCAGGGACUGGAGUGAUGGAGACGAGGAGGGGGAGCCUUCGUUUAGCACCUUCGUCUUCGAGAGCAACACAGAGGGCGAGAAGAUAUGUUACACCAUAAGUUUGGCGAAGGACAUUGCAGAAGCUAAGAAGGACCCAGACGCCCUGGCCCAGCUGUUGAAGAACAUGCCUCUCACCAACGACGGGAAGUUCCUGCUGCUGGAGCCGGAGACGGGCGACACGACCAACGGAGCGGAGGAAGACCUGGAGUCUGAAGCCUAGUCCCCCCCUCAGGACCAAAAAAACCACCAGGGACACGGUCCGUCCUUUGCCUCGGAGAGAAGUUUCUCCUUGAAGGUGACGCCAUGACCGGCUAACCCCUAACUCUGGUACUCUAGCAGCCAUAAUAGAGAGUGUAGGUCACUUCCACUCACCCUCUGUCACAGACCUGGAAGGAACAAAAAGCAGAACUGAUGGCUUCUCUAUCAGAUCUGCUUUUCUUUUGUAGCACGGGUCUUUGGAUUUGGAGUUGUAUUUACACCUACUGUAUGUGUGGGACUAAAAAGGGAACAAUAGGUAUCGAUUGUGUUUCAAUGUCUUCUAAUAUCCCCGGCUAUCUAACAGAAGGUGGUGAAUUACUUUGUUUUAGGUUUACAUUAGUUCUUAGGUUUUACGUCGUUUGGAGAGUUCAUUCCUUUGCUUUGUUUACACGUUAACUUGUACGUUAUGCUCUUAUGCAACUAUUUGUGUUUAUUUUGUUUGUUCGUGUACAAAAAAAGUUAUUGCACUUCCAAAGUUAAUAUCAGUUUAGUAAUGCUUGACGGCUACCGAAUGCCCUUAUUAAGACAUUUGAAGUAUCUUAGACUUUUAAGACAACGAAGGACUUCAAAAUGGUUUAAUUAAUGUCGAUCUUUAAUCAAUGACUGUUAAAUUCCUUAUGAUUUAAACUGUGUGAGCAUGUGUGCCCUGAACAGUGGACACAAUUGGCAUGAGCGAUUAGAUUAAGCAUCUUUGUUCUUCCUGCACUCUUACCACUUACACAUAUGGUGGUCUUAAGCAUUCCUACUAAACUGAAUUCAUGUAAUAUUUUUUUGUUAUAACCACUACCUAUACAAAGCAAGUCUUAAGAUGAUCUGUAUGCAAGGUUCUCCUCAAGCAGCCAAAUAAUAUUUAGUAGGUUGGGCUAGGUUUCUUUAAGGCGUUUUGUAAAUACGAGCCGUGCGAGUGUCUAUAUGGUGUUUAAUCAGUCGGCUGCAUUAAAAGCUUUCAGAGUCAAUAUGCUAGGACUAAUGCGGUGCAUGAUUAAAUAAUGGCGUUCUCUCCGUCCCGUCGCAGAAUAUUAAAACUACACUGAGCGCUGAGCUGUAAUAUUAAAAUAAAUGUCACGGUAACGCAUGUAGGCAGUGGGGUAUAAUGUACGUUUGAAUACAGGAAGAUUAAAGGAAGGCAGGCGACCCGUCCCCUUUGGGUCCAUGUUCGGUUUUAGUCAAUUUGAGCUGUUAUGAUAUUAAUGGACGGUGGUGUUGAAAGAUGAAAGUGUUUUUGUACCUGUAAUACAGACGGGGUCAUAACCACUGACUUGACGUUGAUCGUGAAAGUUACAUUGUGUUGACCAUUGAGUGUCUGUCUGCUUUUUUUUUUUUCACUCUAUCAGAUUUCUUGGCGUAAUCACAUAUUAAACACGGAAUAAGUCUGGAUAUUUCCUCAAGGACUGUCUGUUCUUCUGGUGAAAUCAUUAAUUAUGAGUAUGUUUUGUCACUACUCAUUGUAAUCUACCGAAUAGUUUGACAUUUGGGGAAUGGGUACAUUUGCUAUCUGGUGUAAGAAGAAAAGAUUGAUAAACUAAAAACAGGUGUUAAAAGCUUUUGAAGAGACAUGGAGCGUUACAACAUAUUCCGAUCAAUAAUGGAAAUUGAAGUUUUUGUAUUUAUCUCCUCAAACUCUUACUGUAAGUAUAAUGAAAGCGUCCCUCUUUAGUGCUGUUCUAGUGAAGGCAAGAGAGUACACGACUCUCACAGCACAAUGGAGACAUGUUCAUAUGUUCAAGCCUCUCUCUGUGGCCUUUGCCUGAAGCUUUUUGUGAAGCCUGCUCAUUCUCAUUAUGAAACUGUAAUGGUAAUUAACCUUGAACCACGUCUCAGACUAUUUCCUAUUGGGUCCUUCAAUCUGAAAAUAAUUGGACCUGGGGAGUCCUUGAAAAGUGAAUACAUUUGAUGAUUAAGGUGGUGUGGUACUCUUAAUGAAAAUAUUGUUGUCAAAGGGUCACAGUAUCCAUGUUACUACACUAAGAUAAUGAGCGUGUUUCCCUAAAUGUCAAACUUUUGCUUUAAGUGGCGACGGUUAACCAUUUCUCUUCCUGUUGCCUGAUGUAAAUGCGUAUUGGCAGGUCUUCUGAUGCUUUAAAGAACAAUUCAUCCAUCCAGUAUGUUUGCCCUGUUCUUCUUCAGGUGCUGGUUGACACGCUUCAAUCACACCGUUAAUAAAACUAAAGCUUUGCAAACUAACCUGCAGUCCACAAGA